Messenger RNA from Cydia splendana, 2675 nucleotides. Its product is annotated as nucleolar protein dao-5-like. Bases 153 to 1736 code for a protein of 527 amino acids. Lineage: Eukaryota; Metazoa; Arthropoda; Insecta; Lepidoptera; Tortricidae. The record is from RefSeq and is a predicted model, not a curated record. The transcript is spliced from 11 exons.
GCAACAUUUACUGUUUCGUUGAACGAUGCGGUUAGAAGACGCUUUCUCAAGAAUUAUUAGUUUUGUUUGAUAAUUACGCGCCUAUUUUGGUGAUAACAAUUUCAGUGUUGUAACAAUUGUGUUAGUGGAUUAUUUACAGUAAAAAACGUGAAAUGAGUCAAAUGGUGACGCGCCAACGGACGGGGGAUGAAAAAGAGAAGCGACAAACAGACAGUCCAGUGAAAGAUAUGAAAAAGAAAAUGGCGGCCAACGCUGAAAAGGAAAAGAACGCCGCAGAACAAGCCACCAGCAAGCCUGCAGAAAAACCCUCAGAUAAACCCACAGAUAAAACAGAUAAACCUGCAGAAAAGCCCGCGGAUAAACCGAAGGCAGCUGAGAAGCCAGUUGAUAAGAAAGAUAAAGCACCUGAGAAGCCAAAGCCAGUUGAGAAGAAGGAUAAACCUGCUGAGAAGAAGGAGGGACAGAGUGAAAAGAAGAAGGAAGAGAAUGGCAAAGGAGAGAGCAGUGGAAAGAUAGAGAAACCAGCAGCAAACGGCCGCCCCAAACAGAACGGCAGCACCACCACAAACGGAACGGUGAGUCCCGACUCGGACUCGAUAUCGGACGCUGAUGAAACGGAACAGUUCCCGGAACUGGCUUACGACGAUUCUGAUGUGGACUGGGAGCCAGGCAUGGAUUGUCCUAGCCGGAGCUUCACUAGGCGCGAACAGGUGAAGGCGACUCGGACACCGGAGACGCCGCGACCGGCCUCAGACAAACAGGAGACAGAUGAAUCAAAGGAACCGAAGGUUCUGAAACUCACAGAUUCAGGCAAAGACACGCCGAAAGACAGGAAAUCGGACGCCAAAUCCGAUGCCAAAUCGGAAGCUAAAUCGGACCCAAAAUCGGACGGAAAAUCUGCAAAAUCGGACGCUAAAAAAGCGGAGACGCCAAAGAAGGAUGAAACUGUAAAAGCGGAUGCUAAGAAAGAUGUGAAAGAAUCUCCCAAGAAGGGGGGGAAGGAGGAUAAGUCUGAGAAAGUGGAAGUCGAGGUGGUUGUGGAGAUCGAGAAUAAUGGAGACGCGUCAGAAGAAUCCCGCAAGCCAGACACGAACUUCUCAAAGUCGCGGGUCAAGGUGUCCCCGUACCGCCGGAGUAUGCGUCUCGCAGACCAGACCACCAGCUCCAUCGCUGCCAACUAUACUGGCAACAACACGACCAUGGAGAUGGACAUAACAGAGACGUCCUCAUUCAUGGACGACACGAUGGACGACAGCUACUUGAGCGGUCUCCGCUCCAUAAAGGGCCGCCGCAGCUACAAACUGCUCAAGGACAUGCCGCCGAGGACCGCCAGCGCCAAUAGGAGUGUCCGCUCCGUCACUAGCAUCACAGUAUCCGAGACAUCGUCGCGUCCCACCGCUCCCGUGGUCGGCCGCAAGCGCAAGCCCGAGCCCGAAGACAACAUCUCCAUCGCCACCGAGGCACGAGAGGCCGACAGUCCCGUCGGGAAGAGGCAAAGACUGCUCGAGAGGCUGGCUCGGCCUUUCAAGAGAACCGUGCUUAUGCCUGCUAGGAGGAACGCUGAGAUCGUGGGCAUCAACACAGACUUGCCUCUAACAGCUCCAGUGGCCUCCACCUCGAGCUUCGACCCCGAGACCCUGAAGACGACCCCCGCAGACAUACAAGCCUCCCCCGCGGCUCCACCCGUGCCCACCGCGCCUACUGCGGAAGACGCCAAACGGUGCGUCAUCAUGUAAACUCGAAAUAUAUCGUGCGUUCCACGGAAUUGUUCAACUUGUGUCCCGUACAUUGUACAAACAUUUUUAUUAGAGUUCCUCAUUCUCGGAGGAACUCGGAAAGAAAUCCAAAGGGGUUCGGAAAAUGUUCAGAAAAUUUGCAAAAAAGGACUCCCUCGGAACCAAUGUGACUCGCGAGCGAAGAAGCUCCAUGUGUGUCGUCACGCCUUGUCCGACUAUAAAGUAUAAAAAAAGUGUUGGGAAAGGACAUGUUCGUGGAAUGUCCCAUUUAUGGAUCUAAGAAUUAUUGGACUGAAACCUUAACCUCCUAAGACCCCGCGUACAAAUUUCUGUACAUAUUCCACAAUCUAUUUUGAACUUUUAUUGUGUAACUAAGGGUUCUAAAUUCAAGAACAAAACAACUUCGGAUGACCGAACGGGAUAGUCUUAUGUAUCUUUCAGUAGGACUAGCAGCGAAAGCGCUAUUAUUGUUUGUCCUUGUCACAGUCUCACAUUUUUUUUCCCCACCGUAAAUUUAGUAUGAAUUAUGGUGGGCAACAAAUAAAUUCGACCAAUGAUAGUGUCGCAUUGCGUAUGUUUUGUCCCUCACAGAGGUACGCGUAUACCACUUCUAUAGGAUCCUACCUUCUAUGUUAAGUCCACUAGCUCUUUGAUUCACAUAGGCGGCGUUGCUCUGGGCUCUGCAGAUACGAUUUAUAUGUAAUAAAUAAUACCUUCGAAUAAUUACUAUGUUUCAUUAUUAUAUACCUACUUAUAAUGUCGAGUUAUGUUAUGUACUGUCCCAUUAUUAUAAUUGAUUUCUAUAUGUAAUUAAAUCAUUAUUAUGUAUUCCCAGAGCUCGCUAGUAGAAUAUAUAAUAAAGUAAAUAUAUAAUUUGCAUUGUAAAUAGUUCAAAUUUAGUUUAGAUCACGCAUAGUAUAUGAAACAAUGAGAUAUAUU